Molecule: messenger RNA, 522 nt
Organism: Leptidea sinapis
Lineage: Eukaryota; Metazoa; Arthropoda; Insecta; Lepidoptera; Pieridae
Exons: 5
Coding region: 1-522 (173 amino acids)
Biological process (GO): proteolysis
Molecular function (GO): metalloendopeptidase activity
Source: RefSeq, a predicted model, not a curated record
AUGAAAAUAUAUACCAAUAUAUCUAAAAGUUUUCUUAUUUUCUUUCUCGUAGUUUUAACUUUGUGUGGUAACAGCAAUGGGUACAAUGUUCAUUUACCAAAUAAUUGGCCGAGUCCCUGGAGUGACGGAAUUAUACCAUUUACCUUUAAUUAUUUUUCAUUAAGUCCAAGACGUCUUAUUAGCGUUGUGAGAAAAGGCUUAGACCAUAUCCAAGAGCGGUCAUGUCUCAGGUUUAUCGAACGAGACCCGAUGGAGGUAUCAAGAAUAAUAAACUUUACGUAUCUUUUCUUUAGUUACUCAGAUGCUUUGGAAAGUUGUUGCCUUGAAUACUUCACAAUGGCUUACGGAAGAAGGCUCACACUCAUAACGCCGAGGUGUAUGAUGCCAGCAGAAGUAGCUCAUGCAACCCUGCACGCGAUGGGCUUGAACCAUUCAAAACAUUCAAGAUUUGAUACAAAGGCGGUUGAAUCUGUUUUAUUUCCAAUAAGUUGUGAUCGAGGAAAACAUAAAUAUAAACCAUAA